This is a messenger RNA of Exaiptasia diaphana, 312 nucleotides long. RefSeq names its product transcription initiation factor TFIID subunit 10. Gene Ontology annotation, molecular function: RNA polymerase II general transcription initiation factor activity; promoter-specific chromatin binding. NCBI's taxonomy places the organism in Eukaryota, Metazoa, Cnidaria, Anthozoa, Actiniaria, Aiptasiidae. Gene Ontology annotation, cellular component: transcription factor TFIID complex; nucleus; SAGA complex. Gene Ontology annotation, biological process: transcription initiation at RNA polymerase II promoter. The record is from RefSeq and is a predicted model, not a curated record. The annotation marks the transcript as partial. The transcript is spliced from 3 exons.
AUGGCGGACGCUUCGCAACAAAAAUCGUCAAAUUCUAUCGCUGUUUCUAGCUCAGUUGCCGCGGCAAAUCCUGUAAUAUCGACGCAAUCUGCUCAACCAACAACAGCUUCAGGGAAUGCGCAGGCCGCUUUGCAACAAGAUACUAAAGUUAGGACCGCAGGGACUUCGUUAGCAGAGUUCUUGUCUCAACUAGAUGAUUAUACUCCGACGAUUCCAGAUGCUGUUACGGCGUAUUAUCUUAACCGAGCUGGAUUUGAUGCAACAGAUAUCCGAGUUGUUAGGUUGAUUUCACUUUCUGCGCAAAAGUUUAUC